Messenger RNA from Lachnellula hyalina, 1830 nucleotides. It is a transcript of the gene SPAC9G1.05, whose product is annotated as putative WD repeat-containing protein. The transcript is spliced from 3 exons. Gene Ontology annotation, cellular component: cortical actin cytoskeleton. The record is from RefSeq and is a predicted model, not a curated record. Gene Ontology annotation, biological process: positive regulation of actin filament depolymerization; actin filament depolymerization. Lineage: Eukaryota; Fungi; Ascomycota; Leotiomycetes; Helotiales; Lachnaceae. Gene Ontology annotation, molecular function: actin filament binding. The coding region runs from base 1 to 1830 and encodes 609 amino acids.
AUGUCUAUCAAGAUUGACAAGAUCCUUGCGGCAUCGCCCAACACGGAACGUGGACGACCAACUCAACUCUCCACCGAUCCCAAAGGAGAGCGCAUAGCAUAUGCCUCUGGCAAAUCCAUUUUUCUUCGGUCACUCGACGAUCCCUCCCUUAGCAAACAAUACACAAACCACACAGCCCAAACAACUGUAGCACGUUUCUCGCCCUCCGGUUUCUACGUUGCCUCAGGAGAUGUCUCCGGCGCAGUUAAAGUAUGGGAUGCAGUCGAAGGUGUCAAUACCAAAGGCGAUUACCAUAUUAUCUCUGGCCGAAUCAAUGACAUAGCUUGGGACGGCGACUCUCAACGCAUCAUCGCUGUAGGAGAUGGACGAGAGCGUUUUGGCCACUGCAUAACAGCCGACAGUGGAAACUCGGUGGGUGAAAUUAGCGGCCAUUCUUCUGCCAUUAAUACUGUCUCCAUUCGGCAGCAGAGGCCACUGAGAGCUGCUACUGGGGCGGAUGAUAGUUCUAUGGUGUUCUUACACGGAGCACCAUUUAAGUUUGCUACGAAGAUGGGCGGCUUGCAUAAAGGAUAUCUGUAUGGGGUAGGCUUCUCGCCAGAUGGUAAUCACCUUGUAAGUGUGGGUGCAGACCGUAGAAUUCAGCUUUAUGAUGGAAAGACUGGAGAGGCGACGGUGAACAUUGGAGAUGGGGAGCACAAGGGUAGUAUUUUUGGGGUGUCGUGGGCGAGAGACUCGAAGAGGUUUGCCACAGCUAGUGCGGAUCAGACAGUCAAGCUUUGGGAUGUUGAAGCUGGAAAAGCUGUUCAGACAUGGCGGUUUGGCGGAGAAGGCACUGUCAGUAUUCCGGACCAUCAAGUUGGUGUAGUAUGGCCUGCCGGACGGAGUGAUGGGAUGGUUGUCAGUCUCAACCUGGCUGGUGAUCUUAACUAUCUUGUUGAGGGGAGUCAGAAACCCAUAAAGGUUGUUCAAGGACACAACCGGAGCAUUACUGCUUUGGGCUCAAGUGGUGAAGGGAAGAACCAAACCUUUUGGACGGGCAGUUUUGAUGGUCGUGUUUGUUCAUGGGAUACAUCGUCUGGGAUAGCUACUGCCGUCGAAGGUCAAACUCAUUCAAAUCAAGUCACCGCUUUCGAUACAACUUCAAGCAGAGCGUAUAGUGUCGGGUGGGAUGACACACUGCGGAUUGCGGAUACAGCUAGCAACACAUUCCUCGGCGAAACCUCCGAACUAUCAGCUCAACCCAAGGGACUGGCUUCAGCUGGUGGACGAGUAUACGCAGCCACUGUAUCAGGGAUCGAUAUCUUUGCCAAUGAUGCCCUAGUUGGAGGCCUAACCACAAAAGAUUUCACACCUACGACCAUUGCAGCUUCCGGAUCUUGGGUAGCAGUAGGAGAUGACGCUAAUGUUGUCCAUAUCUACACAGCAGAUGGCGAUAAGAUAUUCCCCAAAGAGAAGCUCGUGCUUUCCACUGCACAAAUAACGGCACUGAAGUUUUCGCCCAAUGGAGCCUUCCUAGCAGCAGGAAACUCUUCAGGCAAGAUUAUCGUCUACGACACCAGUUCUUGGGAGGUCAAGACCGACAGGUGGUCAGCUCACUCAGCGAGAGUAACCAGCAUUUCUUGGAACGCUGAGAGUACACUUGCUGUAAGCGGCGGUCUUGAUACGAAUGUUUUCGUGUGGAGCCUCAAGGCGCCUGGAAAAAGAGUAAAGGUGCCGAAUGCUCACAAGGACGGUGUCAAUGGCGUUUGCUGGGUGGAUGGGGAUAAAAAGGUUGCCAGCACAGGUGGGGAUGCGGCUUUGAAGAUCUGGGAUGUCUCGGGAAUCGAGUAG